GCUUUUAUGUUAAAAGAAGAAUUAAAGUAGGUUGUUGCCAAACAGGCCCAAAUGCCAAAACCCGAUAUUUUUCUUCUCCUCUCCUCCUUUCCCUUGCUUUGCAUGCUAUCUUGCACCGCCACCGACUCAAUAAACGCCGCCCAACCAAUCCAAGACGGCGAAACCCUAAUUUCUUCUACCCAAACCUUCGAACUCGGAUUCUUCAGUCCCAAAAACUCAAAGAACCGCUACGUCGGAAUAUGGUACCACAAGAUCACCGAACAUACAGUCGUCUGGGUCGCCAACAGAGAAAACCCACUUACAGAUUCUUCAGGAGCUUUCUCAAUCGCAGAAAACGGAAAUUUCGUAGUCUUGGAUGGAAAUCGAAACAUCGUUUGGUCGACAAACGUCUCAUUCCAAUCGAAUUACACCAGCAUGAAGCUCCUCGACAAUGGAAACCUUAUCUUAGUAGACCGAAAUUCCGGAACGGUUCGAUGGCAGAGCUUCGACCAUCCGUCCGAUACACUCCUUCCUGGUAUGAAGAUUGGAAUGAAUAAAAAAACUGGAGAAAACCGACUUCUCCUAUCAUGGAAAGACGUCGAUAAUCCAGCUCCUGGGUCUUACUCAUUCGGACUCGAUCCACAAGAUUCGAACCAGUUCUUCAUCUGGGUGGGGUUGGAUCGGCAUUGGCGAAGUGGGUACUGGAACGGCCGCACCUUUAAUAAAAUACCAGAGGCGAGCACGGAUUUCUUGUUUCAUUUCAUCACUAUCAGCAACGACGAUGAGGUUUUCUUUCAAUACUCGGCUUUGUAUGACAAUACUCGGAUGGUGAUGGACGUAUCAGGCCAGAUCAGGUGCCAGGUGUGGUAUGAUACGUCGAAGAAGUGGGGCCUGGCCUGGUUCGAGCCACGUGAUCGCUGCAGCAUUUAUGGAGCCUGUGGGGCCUACGGCAUCUGCAACAACCACAACCAGCCGUUCUGCAAAUGCAUGCCGGGUUUCGAGCCGGCGUCGGAGACGGAGUGGGGUUUGGGGAAUUGGUCCGGUGGGUGUGUGAGACGGAUGCCAUUGAAAUGCGACGGUGGAGAUUGGUUCUUGUCACUGGGCCAGAUGAAAGUGCCAGACAGCGAAUCGACGGUGAUCGUUGCGAGUGAGGAAGAGUGUAGGAAGGUAUGUGCUAGGAACUGUAGGUGUAGUGCUUAUGCUUACGCUAAAGUGAGCGGUGGUGGUGCUUCGACGUGUCUGGUUUGGUUUGGGAAUCUAAUGGACGGUGGAGAUUUGAGGGGGGAAGAAAGAGAUGAAGGAGCACAGGAUCUUUACAUACGUCUCGCAGGUUCGGAACUACGUUCACAUAAAAAGAGAUGGUUGCCUUUGAUUGUCACAGUAACUAUCGUCAUGGCAGCGUUUCUCUUGGGCACACUUAUCUGCCGCUGGAAGAGGAGAAUAGACAGGAUAAAAGGAAACAGAGAAAAGAUGCUGAAUAUGUCAUUGUUUCGUUUAAGUACAAUGGAUCCAAGUGCCUACAACUUCUUAGAUGUGGCCCAACUUGGAGGAGAUGGGAUCCAAGGCCUAGACAUACCAUUUUUUCACUUUGAGUACAUUGUCACUGCCACUGAUAACUUCUCGGAUUCAAAUAAACUUGGACAGGGUGGUUUUGGGUCUGUUUACAAGGGUGAACUACCAGGAGGACAAGAGAUAGCCGUGAAAAGGCUCUCCAGCGGUUCGGGACAAGGACUAGAGGAGUUCAAGAAUGAAGUUAUACUGAUUGCGAAACUCCAACAUAGGAAUCUUGUUAGGCUUUUAGGUUACUGCGUCGAAGGAGAUGAAAAGAUGCUACUAUAUGAAUACCUGCCAAACAAGAGCUUAGAUUUCUUCAUCUUUGAUGAAAAACGAAGCAAGUUGCUAGAUUGGGAGAAGCGCUUCGACAUCAUCUUAGGGAUUGCUCGAGGCCUUCUGUAUCUUCACCAAGAUUCGAGGUUGAAAAUUAUUCAUAGAGAUCUGAAAACUAGCAACAUUCUUCUUGAUGAGGAGAUGAAUCCCAAAAUUUCAGAUUUCGGCAUUGCGAGGAUUUUUGGAGGGAAUCAAACUCAAGCAAAUACUCAUAGGGUGGUCGGAACUUAUGGAUACAUGUCGCCAGAAUAUGCCUUACAUGGGCUUUUCUCAAUGAAAUCCGACGUGUACAGCUUUGGUGUCAUGCUACUCGAGAUCAUCAGUGGAAAGAAGAACAAUGGUUUCUAUGAUGAUGAGAGAUCUUUGGGCCUUCUAGGACUGGCAUGGCUACUGUGGAGUGAAGAAAGGUGGUGCGAUUUAGUGGACCCAUCGAUAAGCAAAACGUGCGAUGGAAAUGAAGUUAUGAAGUGCAUCCAUGUGGGACUCUUGUGUGUGCAAGAAGAUGCGAGAAAUAGGCCAAGCAUGGCUUCUGUUGUGAUGUUCCUUAGUGAAGGCGCAACACUUCCUAUGCCAGAAGAACCAGCUUUCCAUGUGAGGAGAAAUCACUCUGGGAAAGAGUCUUCUUCCUAUUCAAAAAAUGAGGCGGUUUGGGUGUUGGAAGAGUGACAAUUUCACUGCCAAGCAUGAACACCACUGAUGCCAUGGUGGGCCUGUCUGCCUCGAAUUCUUGCACACACAAAAGCCCCACAUGGACACAUCUCAGCACUUCCGAUUUUGA
Molecule: messenger RNA, 2644 nt
Organism: Magnolia sinica
Lineage: Eukaryota; Viridiplantae; Streptophyta; Magnoliopsida; Magnoliales; Magnoliaceae
Product: G-type lectin S-receptor-like serine/threonine-protein kinase At4g03230
Exons: 8
Coding region: 52-2532 (826 amino acids)
Biological process (GO): protein phosphorylation; recognition of pollen
Molecular function (GO): ATP binding; protein serine/threonine kinase activity
Source: RefSeq, a predicted model, not a curated record